CAUAAUAAUAUAAUUUCUAAUAACUUGAUUGACCAAAACUUACUUUACAUCAAUAACACAUUUGUUUGCCAGCCUUCAAUUGAAUUGAUCGAUUUUAUAAACCAAGCAAAACCUGAAUAUACUGUGUUUUUUUUUCAGAAUUUAGUGAUUUAGAGGGCAACAGCAAAUUUUUUGUUCAGUUGAACAGCAAAUAAAAAGCAUUCAUGCUUUUAUUAGGUCACCACAGAAAAUUAUGGCAUUCCUUUUUAUACAUCAAUAAUAGUUUUAAUCUUUUCUUCACCUCUAUCAAUGCAUUGCAUUCAACUUGCCACAGAUCUUUGUGUGGUAAAGUUUUAAAAAUUUCCAACAAAAGCCAAGUUUAUGGGAUCUCAAAAAAAUAUUUGAACACACAUUUUACCACUACAUGUUUACAGAUUUUCUUACAAUCAAGCUUCAGUAUAAUUCAGCAAUCCUUGACAAGCAGUAACUCACUGCUGAAGAGGAAGUUACUUCUUUGCCAUUCCAAGCCUCAAUUGUCAACGUCAACAAUGUCACCUUCUGAAUCCCCUAGCAAGCGCUGUUUACUCUCUGCAAAGAGCAACUUGAGACAGAAAAAUGCACAGAACUCUCAUCCCAUAACAAUCUGUGUUGAAGGCAACAUUGGCAGCGGGAAGACUACACUACUUAAUCAGCUCUCUGCACGUCCAGAUGUUGAAGUUUUGCAGGAGCCUGUAGAAAAGUGGAGAAAUGUCAAAGGCAAGAAUUUGUUGGACCUGAUGUACCUGGACCCAUUGCGGUGGUCUCACCUCUUCCAGAGCUAUGUGCAGCUCACUAUGGUCCAGAUGCAUAUGAAGCCUUGCCAUGCCAAAGUGAAAAUUAUGGAGCGAUCCAUCCACAGUGCUCGGUACUGUUUUGUGGAGAACAUGUUCCGGACAGGUCGUAUGUCAGAGCCUGAGUAUAAUGUUAUUUGUGAGUGGUACAACACAAUCAACUGUAACCUCUUCUUACCAGUGGAUCUCAUAGUUUACCUAUCGGCCAGCCCUACAUUAGCACAGGAACGCAUCAUCAAGCGUGGCCGGGCUGAGGAAGCCAACAUUCCCAUUUCUUAUUUAUCAGAGCUGCACGCUCUUCACUGCUACUGGCUGCAGAAUGAAGACCUGCCAGCCCCAGUCUUGGUUCUGGAUGCCGAACUAACACUGGAACAAAUGACUGCUAGAGUGGAAGAGCAUUUGGAGGUGCUACUUCAACAGCGUGCUGAGGCUGAGAAAAGCUUUGAGUUCUCUCGCUCGCCUGCAAAGAAAUUGUCUUCCCCUUCUGCAUCUCCUGCUAAGUUGACGGUUUCCUUGCGGCCAGCGUCAGCCUCCAAUUAAGCUAGCUGCUGCUAUUUUAUGUCGGCAGUUUUGUACUGAUUGAAAAAAAAAACUUAUUUUAUGUUCUUUUACUAUAGGUUAAUUCGACAGUUAUCACUAAACUCGUUUGCAAAUAAGUUUCAUCUCUUUAACAUUGUCACACUCAACAAAAAACCACUCGUCCAUCUGACAUGCACUCUUUCUGUAAGCAAGGGCAUGUAUUUUUCAUAAAGGCCUUCAUUUCUUUCAAACUGAAGUUCUGGAGAUCAGCUGACAAUACCUUAACUGCAUAUUGCGCUCAGGAUUGCAGUGUAGUAUUUAUUUAUUUUGGUCAUUACAUUAAAAUGUUUGGAUUCCUUUCUGUUAUGAAAUCGACUCGGUGAAUAUGAAGUUUACAAAACUUUCCGUGAUGUGGAGGUUCAAACAUCUACCUGCACCCUCCAAUAAUAUUUAAUUAGCUUUCAUUUUAUUUUCAGAUAAGAUGCGUUUUAUAUGCUGAUUGCGGUUUAAGUUAUGAAUGUCCAAUUCUGGAUUGAAUGGUGAAUUUCAAAAUUUUAACUCGUUUAAAAUCUUGAUCGGUUUUUCAAGUAGAAAUCGUAUUCGAAUCUGCUCAUUCCGGCUGUUUAAUGCGGUCUUUUGAAUAUGUUUGAUUUUAUUACAAUUUAUUCGAUCACAAAUUUUAUUUAAAACAGGGUACUUCUAAAACAAGUUCUUGGCUAAUUAAUAUAAAUUGGCAAGAGAACAUGAUUUGCAAGUUCUGAACUCGCUAUUUACUGUAAAACUCAUCUCAAUUAAAUUUCUCCUAAAUCGUGCAUUAAAUAUCUGUUUUGGUUGUGAUCAUUCGUACGUUGCGGUAUUCUAAGUUUCAUAUAUCACAAGGCCCUGCUAGUGCCCGAUGCAAGAAUGUCACACAAUCUAAUUGUGGUUUUUUACUAAAGAUAUUUUUUAAUUAUUGGUGUAAAAUUAGAAAUGCGAUUUGUAUCAUGUUGUAAGCAUUUCCUCUGUCCUUGCAUAUCUGAUGUGCAUGCAGCCUUACAUAAUAAAUGUUUAGCAGUAUUUCUAUUGAUACUUUUUCACAUUGCAUACCAAUUUGCAUUGAAGGUGUUUACUCGCAUUCAAUGUAAUUUAUUUUACAGUUUUAUAAUUUGAUGAAUUUAACUGUCGAGUUUUAAAAUUUGCAGUUGAUCAUGCCAGCAUUGAUGUGCACGGCUAAUGAAAAAUUUGGCGUCAAG
Messenger RNA from Hyalella azteca, 2560 nucleotides. Its product is annotated as deoxynucleoside kinase. Gene Ontology annotation, molecular function: deoxynucleoside kinase activity. The transcript has 5 exons. NCBI's taxonomy places the organism in Eukaryota, Metazoa, Arthropoda, Malacostraca, Amphipoda, Hyalellidae. The coding region runs from base 204 to 1349 and encodes 381 amino acids. The record is from RefSeq and is a predicted model, not a curated record. Gene Ontology annotation, cellular component: cytoplasm; mitochondrion.